AUGGCAAGUGAUAGUGGAUUUCGUUUGGGACAUUUAAGACUUUACAAAGCAGAAUUGCUAGGAUCAGUUGACAAUAUUGAAAAGUUGCAGCAAUUUCGCCAAUUUUUCGGUGACUCAAGAAGUUUUACUCGACUUUCGGAACUAUUCAAGGAUGAUUCCAAUAAAAAUGUAGCACUAAAUUAUUUCUGGCAUCAGAUAUGUUUUAAUCGUGAAGCCAUGGAUCGUAUACUCUCUAUGGCCACUGAAGGAAACAAAGCUCUGCUUGAUUCGAUUCAUGAAAGUAUGUCAGCGAAAUCACUGAAGUAUUAUCAUAAAAUGUUUUAUGAAGAUGCGAAAAAAAUGGAUAAAAUCAUAAUGACAAUUGAACCGUUGCCUCUCUGUGCAGGGUUAAAAGAUGCAAGUUAUGGAUCUAUUAAGAAUGUUGUGCAAGAAAUGAUGAGAAGCAAAAAAUAUGAAGAAGCAGCAUGCUAUCUGAUGAGGAACCUACCUAAAGUAAAAAGUUUGGAGAAUGAAUCAUCUGACUGGUAUUUCGAUUUUUUAAAUGCUUGUCUUAUUGAUAGUGCUAAUCGUUCAAUACCUGAAUUUAUCGAUCCUGAUUACAAGAUCCACUUGGAUACCUACAAUGCACAACGGCGAAUCCUAAAGAUAUCUCAAAAUAAAUCGGGACUACAAAACGAGUUACCAAACACUGUGGAUGAACUAGAAAAAUCAGAGGAACUGGAAAGUCGCACUCAGGAACAUUACAAGAAAUAUCGGAUGAAAGCAUUCAGUGAUGAAAAACUGGAACGCUUGGAUGAUGCGGAAUCGAUUGAAUUACGACCAUAUCAGCAGGAGCUGGUCGAAGCAGCAUGUAGAGGAAUGAACACAAUCAUCUGUGCUCCCACUGGUUCGGGAAAAACUGUUGUAGCUGCACAUAUUAUUUUGGAACAUUUUCGAGCUAUGAAAGCUGCAGAUAAACCAUCCAGAGUAGCAAUGCUUGUGCCAACAAUUCCACUUGUAGAGCAGCAAUGUAUAAUGUUGAAUCGUUACCUGCGCAAAACAUUCUGGGUCGACGGUAUGAGUGGGAGUGAACCAGUCGAUGAAAAUGGACGUGCUCCAAAUGUUUUAGCAAGUCAUGUAACUGUUUUCACACCACAAAUUUUCAUAAAUUUGCUGAGAAAUAUACGUCGAGAUGAUCGUUUGUACUUCACCGAUUUCUCGAUGUUCAUAUUUGAUGAAUGCCAUCAUUGCGAUGGAGACCAUCCUUAUCACGUUCUGAUGCGGAUGUUGCACAGAUUUGAUGGUCCAAAGCCGCAGAUUGUUGGUUUAACUGCUUCUCUACCACUUGGUGCCGGACGUGCAAGUGUUGAUGCAGCACUCGAUCAUAUGAUGGAUUUAUGUGCUAAACUUUCUGCUCAUUCCAUCAGUACAGUUCGAAAAUACAUGGAAAAUCUUCGUUAUUAUGUAAAACCGCCUGUCGAUGAUAAAACGAGCUCAUCGGCCUGA
This is a messenger RNA of Brugia pahangi, 1485 nucleotides long. The record is from the annotation of a GenBank genome assembly. Lineage: Eukaryota; Metazoa; Nematoda; Chromadorea; Rhabditida; Onchocercidae.